This is a messenger RNA of Ilex paraguariensis (yerba mate), 225 nucleotides long. The record is from the annotation of a GenBank genome assembly. NCBI's taxonomy places the organism in Eukaryota, Viridiplantae, Streptophyta, Magnoliopsida, Aquifoliales, Aquifoliaceae.
AUGGUGGUGGGGUCGGCAAACCAGAAGGAAGAUACCCUUGUUCCUCCAACCUUCUCAGGUUGCAAGACUACAGGAGCAGUUGCAGAAAGAGAGGGAGUUGAGGACAGACAGUAUAGGAAGCUGGACAUAAAAAAGGGACCUUCCAUGUCUCAACCUCUAUUAAUGAGAAGGGGAAGGCAGAGCUUGAGGGAAUCGCGGAAACAGAGGCAGAUAUCAUCAACUUGA